GGCAUCAGAAUAUGCCGCUGUUCUUGGAGUUUGAGUGCAGGACAGACCCAGCAGCUAAAAGCCAGGGGAUCCAAGCCGUGCCCCCCAGGAAAACCCACUAAAUGAGCCUAUCCACCUUCCUACCUUCUUCUGCAGCAACCAGGAUGGAAAAACAGAUGUGAAGUCCCUCAUGGCGAAGUUCAACACAGGGAAUAACCCGACAGAGGAGGUCUCUAUCAACAGCAGGCCCUUCAAAGCUGCGGGACAAAACGCGCCUACGGGAAUACAAGCAAGAAAGAAUUUAUUUGACAGCCAAGGAAAUGCCAGCCCUCCCGCAGGACCCAGCAACACGCCUAAAUUUGGGACCACAAAACCACCCUUGGCAGUGAAACCUGUCUAUGAGGAUAAGUCUGACAAGGAUCCCAAACCCCCAUUUUUAAAACCUAGUGGAGUGAACCAAAGAUUUGGAACACAGCCAAACUCGGCUUCCAGAGACCCUGAGGUCAAAGCAGGGUUUCUGAAACCUGUAAGCCCCAAACCCACCAGCUUGACUAAAGAAGAUCCCAAACCGGCAUUUUUACGGCCUUCUGGGAAUAAGCUUCACAAUUUGAACCAAGAGUCUGACUUAAAGGCGCCAGGACCAAAGCCAGGACCAACUCCCCCAGUCCCAGAAAAUGAUCUAAAGCCAGGGUUCUCCAAGGUGGCCGGAGCAAAGAGUAAGUUCAUGCCAGCGGCACAAGAUGCUGACGCCAAACCUCGAUUUCCCAAACACACCUUUGGCCAGAAGCCAUCCCUGAGUACGGAGGACUCCCAGGAAGAGGAGAGUGCCUCUAAGAAUGUGGCUGCCCAGAAAGGAUCCCCGGGGCCACUAGGAGCCAAGUGCAAGGGUGGCCCUUUCAAAGCAGCGAGGGAAGACACAGAGGACAAAGACGGUGGAGUAUCAAGUUCGCCCUUUGCUGGGGUGGUUCUGAAACCCGCUGCAAGCAGGGGAAGCCCGGGCCUCUCCAGAAACUCUGAGGAGAAAAAAGAAGAUAGGAAAACAGAUGUGACCAAGAACAUCUUUCUGAGUAAAAUCAAUCAGGAAGAGCCAGCCAGAUUCCCUAAGACCCCUUCCAAGCUGACAGCAGGGACGCCAUGGGGCCCCAGUCAGGAGAAGGAAAAGGGAGACAAGAAUUCAACAGCCCCCAAGCAGAAGCCUUUGCCUCCCCUGUCCGUGUUGGGUCCGCCUCCACCCAAGCCCAGCAGACCACCCAACGUUGACCUGACCAGAUUCCGAAAAGCUGACUCUGCAAACAGUACCAGCAAAAGCCAGACACCUUACUCAACGACUUCGCUGCCACCACCUCCAGCAUCCCAUCCAAGCAGCCAGCCCCCACCUCCAGCAGCCCAUCCAUCCAUCCAGCCGCCACUGCCAGCAUCCCACCCAACACAGCAGCCAGUCCCAAGCCUACCCCCCAGGAACAUUAAGCCUCCCCUUGACCUGAAAAAUCAUACAAAUGAAGAAAAUCAAGAUGGUGUCAUGCACUCUGAUGGUCCUGGAAAUCUAGAAGAGGAACAAGAGAGUGAAGGAGAAACAUACGAAGACAUAGAAUCGUCCAAAGAACGAGACAAGAAACGGGAAAAGGAGGAAAAGAAGAGGUUAGAGCUAGAACGAAAGGAACAGAAAGAAAAAGAAAAGAAAGAACAAGAACUAAGGAAGAAAUUUAAGCUAACAGGCCCCAUUCAGGUCAUCCAUCGUGCGAAAGCUUGCUGUGAUGUCAAAGGAGGAAAGAACGAACUGAGCUUCAAGCAAGGGGACGACAUUGAAAUAGUCCGCAUCACAGACAACCCAGAAGGAAAAUGGCUGGGCAGAACUGCAAGGGGGUCCUAUGGUUACAUUAAAACAACUGCUGUCGAGAUUGACUAUGAUUCUCUGAAACGGAAGAAGAAUACUCUCAGUGCUGUUCCAUUGAGACUUGUUGAAGAUGACCAAGAAGUUUAUGACGAUGUGGCUGAGCAGGAUGCCCCUAACAGCCAUGGUCAGAGCGGAAGUGGAGGUAUGUUCCCACCACCGCCAGAUGAUGACAUUUAUGAUGGGAUAGAAGAGGAAGGUGCUGAUGACAGAUCCACGCCGCAGGGUGAAGAGAAGACUAGCACGUGGUCCUGGGGGAUUUUGAAGAUGUUAAAGGGAAAAGAUGACAGAAAGAAAAGUAUUCGAGAGAAACGUAAAGUCUCUGAGUCAGACAAUAAUGAAGGUUCAUCUUUCCCUUCUCCUCCUCAACAAUUGGAUAUGGGAGAAGAAGUUUACGAUGAUGUGGAUGCCUCAGACUUCCCUGCUCCACCUGCAGAGUUGAGUCAAGGAAUUAAUGUUGGAAAGGCAAAAACAGAAGAAAAAGACCCCAAGAAGCUAAAAAAACAGGAAAAAGAAGAAAAAGAUCUUAGGAAAAAAUUUAAGUAUGAUGGUGAAAUUCGAGUUCUCUAUUCAACGAAAGUUGCUUCCUCCAUAACUUCUAAAAAGUGGGGAGCUAGAGAUCUGCAGAUAAAACCUGGAGAGUCACUUGAAGUUAUUCAAAGCACAGACGACACCAAAGUUCUCUGUAGGAACGAAGAAGGCAAAUAUGGUUAUGUCCUUCGGAGUUACCUGGCAGACAAUGAUGGAGAAAUCUAUGAUGACAUUGCUGAUGGUUGCAUCUAUGACAAUGACUAGCAUUCGGCUCUGUUCUCUCUGCUGUGUCUGUUAGUGGCCAACAUGAAUUUUAAUCGGACUGUUCUUGGGUGUCGUAGAAAAAAAAAUGAAUGUGCAAAAUGAAAUUUCAAUCUCUUUAUAAAAUUUUGAAACCUUAAAUGAACUCUGUUUAAUAUGUCAAAAGAUUGGUAGUGAGAUAUAAGAACUUAUCUCCUUUUCUACUUUCUUGUCUUCUUUUUUCUUUUGAGUUCUUACUUUGCAGUUCAAGCCAUCUUUCCUGCCUCAGCCUGUGCUGUGAUAACAGACAUGAGCCGGGACAUCUGGCUUAAGGAUCCCAUCUUACCUCAGUUAUGCUCAUGAAGACACUUUUUUAGACCAUCAAUAGGGACUCUCCUCCUACCAUACCCCUUUUUAAAGAAAUAAAGAAAAAACAAAGGCAUCCCAGAGGAAGAAGAAAAAAGAAUAUAAAGAAGGAAUUUUAUUUUUAAUUCCACAAGAGAACUCGUGCUGCCCCUUACAACACCUGUUCAAAUUACCUACCCGGAAAAGGCGGAGCUUGAGCCUCUAGUUUCUGAAAGACAGUGUAACAGCAGACCAUUUGUAUCAAAUUGUUCCCUCUUUGGUCACUGAAAUCAUAUGUUAACUCUUCAAUAAGCAUGCUUUAUGCACAUCUAAGAUUAGCCUCUACGAGGGCCUAAAGUCUUACUUUGUGAAUCCAUACACACAUGGUUGCAAUCUGUACUCGGUUUAGACACCAUUGUUAUCUGGAGAAAUGGAGGGGGGACUACAUGACCCUUGUGAACACUGUGAGAAAGAACUUUGAAACUCGCUCGACUUUUACAGUAACUCCUUACUGUGAAGUCUCUUUGAAAGGGUUUUGUGUUUCGCUGUCAAUUGCUUCUGCAGAACCCAGUGAUGUUUAUAACCACUUUACUAGGAAGUUGUUCAGCUGAAGGAACACAAAGCAGUAAGUCCCACUGGUUGGCCUGGGGUGCUCCUCAUUGAGAUGUACUCCUCACCACCUUCUCUAGCCUGUAAGGCACUGGCUUUUGAAUGCUAAGAACACUAAGCACCAUGAACCAAAACACAAUGCCUCAACAUCCAAGAAGAUAACAGAUUGGAGAAUGUUAUUUUGAAAUUAGUAAAUCCUAAUGCUGGUUCUAUUAUUGACCAUGAUGCAACCCUGGCAAUAUUCAUUACCCUCCCAGUGUUCUUAUAGGAUAAGAUUCAACUAAGUUUAUCCCAACAUUUUCCACUACCAAUUAUUUCAAGCUUUUAUGGUUCCCUUAUCUCAGAUGCACACUUCAGAAGGCUUUUUUCCUUUUCUAUUUUAAAUAAUCGAUUAAAUAAUGAUUAAUACACUAUAUAUGUAAAUUGUAAAGAUCCAUUGGAGUUUCUGAAGAGUGACACCCCCCCCCAUUGAAUUUUUUAAAAGUCAAAAAUUGUAUGGGAUAGAGAGAUAACUCGGUUGGUAAAGUGCUUGUGUGGCAAGCAUAAAGAUUGAAUUUGAUCAACAGGCCCCAGAUGACAACCAUGUGUAGUGACCAGUACUUGUAAUUCCAGUGCAGGGAGGCAGAGACAGGAGGACCCCUGGGGCUCACUAGUAAGCCUGUCUGUCCUAAUUGGUGAGGUCCACACCAGUGAGAGACUCUAGUCCCAGGAGAUGGACAUCACCUGAGGACCAACAGCCAAGGUUGUCCUCUGGACUCCACAUGUAUAUGCCCUCACACACAUGGAAACGUGUACACACAGAUGGAAAAAUGGGUAAAGGAGGUCAAAGCCUUCAAAUGGUUAGAACCGGGGUUUCUAUUAAGUGUUUUGAAGUUUAAAAAGUGUCUACAGCUCAAUUUACAGGAUAGAGGGCUCUGAGUCUCCUGGGUUGGAAAUUAUUCAUCUCAGAUAGCCUUUGAUUAGGAAGAACUUUGGUGGUAUUAGUCAGCAUGUGUCCUUGUGGUGAACCUCUUUUGUCACUAGAUACAAAUUACAUGGCUCAAAGGUGGUUGUAUGUUAACUUUGGAAUCAAAUAUAGAUUAGAUGCUGACUGUAUUUUCAGUAAGUUUUCAUGAUUAAGAAUAGCAUAAAUUCAAUGCAAAUGUUAGAUUUUUAAAAAAAAAAAUCCCAAAUUAGAUCAAGAGAAUAUUUCAGAAUAUUUUAUAUUCAAAGAAAUGGACAGACACCUAUGAGAAAUUUACGUAAUAAUUAUUUAAUAUAUAUUUGAAGUGUUAAUUUUAAUAUACUAAAUGUGAUUUUGUUGUAGAUUGUGUGUAGAAUUUUGUCAUGUGAGAAGAGCUGCCAAUAAAAUAUCUUUUUAGCAAGUGA
Messenger RNA from Peromyscus maniculatus bairdii (prairie deer mouse), 4963 nucleotides. It is a transcript of the gene Fyb1, whose product is annotated as FYN binding protein 1. Lineage: Eukaryota; Metazoa; Chordata; Mammalia; Rodentia; Cricetidae. Gene Ontology annotation, cellular component: plasma membrane. Gene Ontology annotation, biological process: integrin-mediated signaling pathway; protein localization to plasma membrane; T cell receptor signaling pathway. Gene Ontology annotation, molecular function: lipid binding; protein binding. The record is from RefSeq and is a predicted model, not a curated record.